GGUGGGGUGUUUGUGGGUGAAUAAGAGACAUUGUACAGCACUUUGUUCUGCUCUAAAGUUACAAUAUAUAAGCAAAGCCCCCAUUUACAAACAAUUCAAACUGCUUGGCACUAUCAUACAGGCCUUUCAGUUUGGAAAACUUUCCCAGUACAGCAUUGGUCUUCACCACCUGCACCGCCUCUAUACGGUGUUGUCAAUUUAAACGUUUAGCUAGUUUUAGUUUUUUAUUUUUUGUCAAUAGUGUUUUUUUUAUUAUUAAAAGGAUGAAAAAAGGUCUUUGGGGAAAUAUCAGAAAUGCUCCUUUUCGUCUCUGGCUGGAGGGGCGUGUCGGUGUUUGAUCAGGCUGUUACACCAUAGGAUACGAGAGACAAAGUAAACAAAGUUGCACUGUAGCCUACAUGUCACGGGCAGACAACAUGUUGUUAGUGGUAUUGAAGCGUAACGCACCAGCAUCUAACCGGACCAAAGUCACAAUUGCAGCCACCGUCCAGGAGCUGUUCUCUGUGGCUCGAGAUGCCAGCAUCAUCCCUGAUAUCUCCUUGGAUCCUGUCCUCACCACCUUCCUCUCGCUGGACUCCUCAGCAGCACUGCAGCAUCAAUAUGCCUUCUUGCAGCGGAGCCUGAGCAGGGAGCAGCAGGCUGCAUUCAGCCUCAACUUGACUGGAGAGCUGGGAGGCAGCAGCAGGGUCACAUAUGGAGGAGUAGGGGUUGUUGCUCUGGCUCUGUCCAUGCUUUUUGACCAGAUUGCCCAACAAGUCCGAGCACAAGGAUCUACAGAGGGGGACGUAUCAUCUGAGAGAUCCAAAGCUAAGAUGAUUUUUGGCAUCAGCACUUCUUCAAGAAUUGGCUGGAUUAUCCACAGUUACCUCGGCCUGAUCCCUGGCAUUGCCAACAACCAGGAGAAGAUGUCUGAGACUACAGAGCUCUAUGACAACUGGCUGAAACUUGAGCUGCUUGACCAUUAUGAGAGGAUGACCACUAAGAAGAGGAUGAGUUCAGUGUCCAUGCAACAGUGGUUGGUGGGAGCUGCAGUUCAUCUACACAUGAGAAUUCACCAGGUUCGUCUGAACUCUGUGCCAGUAGGAUCGGCCGAGUCACUGCGUCUGUCUUAUAAGUCAGGGUUAGGUCGCCUGGUUCAGGGCUACACAGCCUAUCUGCACAGAAACAUUCAGGAGACUCCAAGACCCCGAAAACCCAGAACCAGGACAGUCAGUGGACCAAGACAAACCAACACAUUUAGCAUAGCCAAUAUGACCUGUUCAAAUAAAAAUAUCUCAACUGAUAAAUUUAAUGAGACUACCACACCCAAUUCAACUGCUGAUAUUAGCGGAAACUGUAAAACAGAUGGAUCCAGUGAAGACUUUGGACCUAAUGUGCCAAAAGUAAGCAAUGAAACCACUGUAGGUGUCGUAAAGAGAAAGACACUCAACAACUCCGCUAGCUAUAGGAGGGGUGAGAAAGUCGGCAUUCUGGGUCUGUUAGUUAUCGAGCAAUGGAGGAAUGUGAGUCACAAUGUGCAGCAUCACCCCUGUGAGUCUCCAGCCAUACAACAAGCUUUGGUGACUCGUAUCAUCAAUGCUCAGGACCUGGAGCGGAACAGAAACUUUUUCCUGUACCCUGAUAAAGUCUUCCACAGGCUGCUCAGGCAGAGGGAUGACUUUGAGCUGAAGACAAAUUAGACAGACAUGAAUGGUGUGGGAUUAAAUCUUUCAACGAUCAUAUACAGUCGGACAAAUGAUGCUAACAUUGUGCUGUUAUUUUUAGGAAACUACCAUCUCAUCAGUCACUUUAUUCUCUGUCAGUCUGCAUGAAAGUGGGUGUCAUUCCCCAGAUAUGACCAUUUCACAGAUAUGAAAAGGUUUGAUGAUCAAGAUCCUAUAAUACUUGGACAUUUUGGGAAAUACGCUUAUUCACUUUCUUGCAGAGAGUUAGAUGAGAAAAUCGAUAACAAUCUUAUUUUGUACGCUAAAUAUGAAGCUGGAGCGAGGAGCUGGUUAGCUUAGCUUUGC
Molecule: messenger RNA, 2009 nt
Organism: Siniperca chuatsi (mandarin fish)
Lineage: Eukaryota; Metazoa; Chordata; Actinopteri; Centrarchiformes; Sinipercidae
Exons: 4
Coding region: 399-1679 (426 amino acids)
Source: RefSeq, a predicted model, not a curated record